This is a messenger RNA of Laetiporus sulphureus 93-53, 2108 nucleotides long. RefSeq lists its product as uncharacterized. The transcript is spliced from 3 exons. Bases 1 to 1668 code for a protein of 555 amino acids. NCBI's taxonomy places the organism in Eukaryota, Fungi, Basidiomycota, Agaricomycetes, Polyporales, Laetiporaceae. The record is from RefSeq and is a predicted model, not a curated record.
AUGGGUAUCACAGCACCCAUGUUAGUUACGAGCUGUGCGGAUGUUCUCCCACAGGGAACAUGUGCAUCUAGUCACACGAGCACGCCCCUCCAAUUUUCUCUGGGACAUGACACAGUAUUCAAUCCUUCCAGCCCUAUAAGACCAGUCGCAGGGAUCGCUCAGAUCAACCGUCUCCCGCCAGAGCUCCUCGGAGAGAUUUUUACAUGUCUACUUUCCUUCUUUUGUUCUUCUGCGUACGAAACGAAAGAACACACAUGGCUAUGCUUCUCGCAAUCCAUCCAAGUCUCAUUAGCAUUAUCGCAUGUCUGCCGCCAUUGGCGAGCGGUGGCAUUGACAUUGCCGCAGCUCUGGUCCUCCAUCUCAGCUGCCUCCCAUCCGCUGGCAAUUUUCAUGCGCCUAGGACGCUCUCGGGAUAUCCCACUCGAUCUUUGUACCCAGCUUCCGCCCGAUCAGGCGAUCUGGCAUGCUCUGCAUACCGAUGGGUACCGCAUCCGGUCCUUGUACGGCCACACGACGCGCAUUGAAGACGACAACAGCGUCUUGAGCUGUUUGCAGUUCCCCGCGGAGCGGCUGGAAGUGCUCGUGCUCAAACUCUCCCAUAUAAACCCGUCCGUCCCGACCAAGGUCACACAGCCUGUGCUCUUCCAGGACCACGCGCCGCUCCUCAGGACAUUGAUUCUUCAGUCCGUGCCAUGGCUUCCCGCAAAUCGCUUCUCAACACUCACGUGCCUAUCCAUCACCCACCAAUUCGUUGGGACCCUAGGAAGCCUCUUUGAGUUCCUCUCGGGCACUCCCAACCUGGAAGAUCUUACCCUCGUUUACCUUCUCAGGCGCAGGGGCGCAGAUGCCGACCUCCCAGUCGUGAACUUCCCGCGCCUUCGCCGUCUCACCAUCGGUGACGUUCCCGCCGCAUUCGCGUCGAACUUUCUCUCCUCGGCGCGCCUCCCCACAUCCAUGGCGCUGUACCUUUUCGACAUCGAGCGCAGGCCCAUCUCCGACCUCGCUUUCUUACGCUCCGAGUGGAUGAGCGCUCUUCCUCUGCUCGCAGGGCUCACACGGCUGUCGCUCGCCAUCACCGAUGCGGAUGGUAUCAUCGCAUUCUCCGUCACUGCGGCAAGCUCUUCGUCUGCGUUCCGCGUCGAUUGGCAGGUGGAGCCGUCGUUGGCCGUCGCUCAGCGGCGCAAUGGAUGGGUAGAGUCCCUCCUAAGCCUGCUUCCUGCGGCUUGUAUUACGGAGCUCUGGAUGGACCGCUGGCAGUUUCGCGACAACGAUCUCGAACCACUGUUUCGUGGGCUUCCUUCGCUGAACAGCGUGGUCAUAAAUGACGCCUGUAACAACGUGGAGCCAUGCGUCUUUCAAUUGUUAGCGGCGCCUGUGGACGUAUCACUUUCGCCACUAUGUCCUCAUCUUAGCACGAUCCGGCUCAUCGAUCGGCCAUCACAUCCAGACGCCCUCGUAUAUACUUUAGAGUCUCGCAGGUUGCACGGCUACCCGGUCCAGCAGCUCCUGAUUGGCACGCCUCUGAAUACAAGCCAGCGAGCACUGUUGGAAAUCCGGUCUCCACCCUCAAUUAAGAUAUCGCGCGCAGGCGCUUCUCCCUCGAUGACGCUUCCGGACAUAUGCUUCGCUGACAAGGGACACGUAUACUGGCCCUGGUCAAUCAGAUGAGACGAAAACGCGCGAACGAAACCAAGCGCUAAUCUUGCGCGGAUACCGAGACACUAGCCAAAGGAAACUCUCGCAAUGCCGAUUUUUGAUGCGAUUUAACACUGAGAAACAUUGAGGAGAACACCCUCCCCCAGGAAUAUGAUCCUGGCACCGUAUGCGUCCAGACUGUUGCGCGGAUGCUCAUACUGUGGCUCCGCCACCCUCUGCAGCAGAUGAAUUUGAUGAAGAAGCGUAGCUAAGCAUGGGUGACGGCAAAGUGCCUGUUCUAGACUGGAGGUGAAAUUGCGCUGCAAGGACAGGCCGCCUACGAUAUCAUGAGUCGUCGUGAGCCGUUGUCACAUUGCUAGUUGUAAUUGGAAGUUUCUCACUCAUCAGCACAACUUGUAUGAUGUGGUUUCUUACGAGUAGAAUGUCGUUGGUGAGAGCUUCCUGCACUGUGG